UCGAAGCAUGCGAUAUCGCACGACAUGUAUGCAGCAGUAUAUAAGGUAUUUUGGGAGGAAAAGAAUAACACGCCAGGAAUAAAAAUAAUGCAUAACGUGUUUUGGCGUCCGCUGGCACUUCCAAAAGACCUUCAUCGUAGAACUUUAGGGAUCGGCCGUCUGAAAAGAAAAAGGUUGAAAAAAUUAAACAAUGCCAUGAGAAGGGUAAGAUCUGAUAUGGAAGAAAUAAGUGACGAACAAAAAAAGAUAAGAGACGGGCAAAGGCAAGUACGAGAAAAAUUUGAAGCCAUCGAAUUGGAAUGUGAGCAGCUUCGAAAAGAGACUAAACUCAUAAUGCAGCAGAGCCAGAACACGCAAAUCCGCCUGGCUUUCAUGUUCCAAAUCCUGAAAGCCAGAGAAAACCAAGAGUUUGACAAGGCAGCCAAACUCACUGUUGCUCUCCGUGAACUGAUAGCCGGAAAGAAUCAGCAGAAGCAUGCUCAAAUGCCCAUAUAAGCCAACGUUUCCUCCAAUGCAAGAAGCAUUUUAUAUAAAAGUUUGUGUUCAAAAAUUAAUAAACUAAAAUGGUUAUUGUAAUGCACAUUUUCGUCUUUAAAUUGAAUAAUUUUGUGUUCUUAAACUUUAAGUUUUCACAGUUAUAUCAAAAUGGUUCAAAUGAUAACUUACAGGACCAAGCUACCGCCAACUUUAUUGCUCACAGAACUUGUAAAGUUUUACCGAGUAAUAAAGCAAUCGUAUGUAGGGGAAAAAACCCAAAAAAAAAAUACAAACAAAC
Messenger RNA from Durio zibethinus, 775 nucleotides. RefSeq lists its product as uncharacterized. Lineage: Eukaryota; Viridiplantae; Streptophyta; Magnoliopsida; Malvales; Malvaceae. The record is from RefSeq and is a predicted model, not a curated record.